Molecule: messenger RNA, 529 nt
Organism: Bufo gargarizans (Asiatic toad)
Lineage: Eukaryota; Metazoa; Chordata; Amphibia; Anura; Bufonidae
Gene: TAFA1
Product: TAFA chemokine like family member 1
Exons: 4
Coding region: 1-405 (134 amino acids)
Biological process (GO): regulation of neuroblast proliferation; neuroblast differentiation
Molecular function (GO): receptor ligand activity
Source: RefSeq, a predicted model, not a curated record
AUGGCGAUGGUCUGUGCAAUGUCUUGGGUCGUAUAUUUGUGGAUAAGUGCCUGUGUGCUGUUCCUCUGUCAGGGAUCUCUCCAUCAGCAGAGCUUUCAACAACACCAUCUUCACCGGGCAGAAGGUGGAACAUGCGAAGUUAUAGCGGCACACAGAUGCUGCAACAAGAACCGUAUUGAGGAGAGAUCGCAAACAGUGAAAUGUUCCUGCUUGCCUGGAAAAGUGGCCGGAACGACCAGAAACAGACCCUCCUGUGUUGAUGCUUCAAUAGUUAUUGGGAAGUGGUGGUGCGAGAUGGAGCCGUGUUUAGAGGGCGAAGAAUGUAAGACUCUGCCGGAUAACUCAGGAUGGAUGUGUGCAACCGGCAAUAAGAUAAAGACCACUAGAAUUCAUCCAAGAUCUUAAGUUUCAUUUUUCUGGUCAUCAUCACAUCCACCUGCUGAUGAACAAGGACGCCAUAUACCAACUUCAAUCUCCUUGAAAAAAAUAAAAUAAAAAAUACCCUAAGGAUUAACAAGCCAAAUGGAUA